CGGGAAGUGGCACACGACCUGGAGGUUCAAGGGAAGAAAGCAAAAUAGGUAGCGCUUAGCCUAUAUCGUUUUAGUUUGUUUUUCUGGAACGUAUGGGUCUCCUGCGAAGCUUUUUGGCCGAUGGAGAUGGUACUCCGAAUCUCGCCGCAAGCAGUUUUUUCCACUCUGACUGCACCACCGGUGGAUCCGCUGACGCAUCAUGGGCAGGAGCGACCGGAGCUAGCUCGUCCAGCAGCAGCACUCCACAUUACAGACUGGAUAAUACAGACCACCACCACUUCCACAACUUCAUCUUCAAUCUGGGCGGCGUAUCGAGCCAGCAGCUUCCGAAUGGGGAGCUUCAGUCGGGCAAAUUUUCAGCACACAGGAGGACCACGCGGAAUGGGAUUGGCUUCGCUAGGAUCACCAGAACAUCGUUCGAGUUCCACCCGGAUUCGGAGACGGAGCUUUUUCUGCAAGAUGCUCACAGGGAGAAGCUUGUGCAUCAACACGCCAUGGAGAAGCAGUCGGAGAGCGGGACAUGGAGCAACAUUGACCAGCAGAGACUGGACGAGAUGGACGAAAAAAUCGAAAAGGCCGGAGACCAGAUGGGAGACCCCGACGACCCUGUCUCGCAGCAAAUGGCCGCAGAGGGCCUGCAGCAGACUCCACCUUCGAUCCCAGUCACUGGCAGUGGAGGUGGCGGGGGUGAUGGCACAACUACCGGAGGAAGCGCGGUGGAAAACCACCUGCGGAAGCCGCCCGCGUUUCCGACUGGCGACGAACCUGCACUGGGGCCGGCACUGACUGAGGGAGAGGAAAAUUUUGUCGUGGAAGCAAGCGAGCCGCCGGUGGUCGCAAAAUGGGCUAUGCCUGAGGACAGACAAGAUGGCCCACUGAUGCUGGAUCUGCGUCCCUACCGUGGACCAAAAUUGAAGCACAAAGUUGUGAGGUCCGCCGGAUUAGCGCCCAGCGAGGGGGACACGCACGCACACAUUGCGAUCGAAACAGACGAUCCGAGGACGACGACGCUGCAUGACGAAAAGGUGGAAGGCGCCAAGCACCAUGACCGCGACCAUGCUGAUCACACGGAGGAGCUUGCCGACGGAACGCAAGUUUCUGUGCACGUCGACGACGUCGACGAGGAUGAGACGCUCGCCAUGUCAGACGAAGGAUUUGGCAUGGCGCCGCCAAAACUUUUGCGCCACGCACACAAAGAACCGACGGCCGCUGAGGCCGUGGCGAAAGAGCUACAGAAGCGACACAAAAAGGAACUGGAAAGCACGUGGUCCGUCGCGAGGAUGCGGAACGAAAUCAAGAAAAUGGUGAUGACAGCAGCGGGGGCGGGGCGGAAUAAAGCAAAUCAAGGUAGAGAUGCAGAUCCGCUUACGCCCAAAAGCGUUACGCACGCCGGACUUAGUGUUGAGUGAAGUAUCGUCACUCGGGGGAUUUUCCACCUGCUGUAGUUUUCUUGCGCGCUUCAAGAGCCCUAAAAACCAGGUAGGAAGUGAGAAUGGAAUUGAUCAUGAGACAAAAACCAAAACUAUAAAAAUGAAAAUCCAAGUGCGCGCUCGAAUAGCACGGCCUGCCGACCGACGUUCCCGCCUUGAAGAUGCAAUAGUAAUAUCGAAAUGCCAGGAGCAGG
This is a messenger RNA of Amoebophrya sp. A120, 1624 nucleotides long. Lineage: Eukaryota; Dinophyceae; Syndiniales; Amoebophryaceae. The record is from the annotation of a GenBank genome assembly.